AUGCUGAAUACUCUUCAACCUGCGGCUCUCGGUAUUUCGACGGUUUUCUGGACCCUGUCUACCGCCACAAUAGUACUGCGAUUAUGGUCCAGACUGUUCAUUAUCAAAAGUUUCGGGUGGGAUGAUGCGCUUAUGAGUGCAAUUUUGGUCUUCAACAUCGGUCAACAGGGUCUAUUUUAUACUUUUGUCCAUUUUGGAGGCGGCUUGCAUUAUGGCAGUGUUCCCCUAGCACACCUAGCCCUCUUGCCCAAGCUUUUAUUUGUGGAAGAGAUUUAUUACAUCUGGAUGCACUUUAUUAUCAAAAUGUCAUUCCUUCUCUUUUACCUUCGACUGUCGAACACAUGGAGGUUUACAUUAUCCAUCUACGGAGCAAUGGGUAUUGUUAUGGCGUCUACGAUAGCAAUCUGGCUGAUCUACUGCCUGCAAUGCAUUCCACUUCCUGCGUUUUGGGAUCCAACAGCAUAUCCGGGGGCUAAGUGUUUGUCUACGAAGAUCACGUACUACGUCGUUGUAGCUUUGUGUAUCUUCGGUGAUCUGCUCAUCCUGAUACUACCUAUCCAACCUUUGUGGCAUAUGCAAGCCAGUCUUCGCCGUCGAUUAACCUUGAUCGGAGUCAUCACCUUCGGUGGAAUGUCGCCCCUGGUGUCCUUCCUCCGCAUUAUCGUCCUCCACGAAUUCGAAGUCAGCCCAGACUUUACCUGGACACUUGGAAAGAUGGUCAUUGUAUCCGCUAUUGAACUCGACGUUGCCAUUAUCGCAUCGAACGCCGCCUCAAUGAAAGCGAUUUGGGUCAAAUACCUUGGCAAGAAUCCCUUCAGUUCCACGGGUGACCAAGGUCCAUCUUCUUACCCGAAACAAAAGUCGAAUGAGCUCGUCAACCUACCAUACAAUUCGCGCGCUAAACGUUCAGGACAUACUCAUGUGGCGUCGAUUGAUGGAAAUGGGUCGAGAGGGAGAAAAGAGCUGUGGGAGAAUGAUUCGGAGGAAGAAUUGUUCCAAGGAAACGGCAUUACUGUUACUUCGUCGGUGGAUAUGAUCAGCAAGAAGAGUGCAGUAGCUUCGGCCGCGGAUGUGAAUCGCUCUUAUUUCGAAUUCAAGAAGUGA
Talaromyces amestolkiae is the source of this 1104-nucleotide messenger RNA. RefSeq lists its product as uncharacterized. Bases 1 to 1104 code for a protein of 367 amino acids. The transcript is spliced from 5 exons. The record is from RefSeq and is a predicted model, not a curated record. Lineage: Eukaryota; Fungi; Ascomycota; Eurotiomycetes; Eurotiales; Trichocomaceae.